This is a messenger RNA of Psammomys obesus (fat sand rat), 4842 nucleotides long. RefSeq names its product melanophilin (gene Mlph). The transcript has 16 exons. Gene Ontology annotation, cellular component: cortical actin cytoskeleton. Gene Ontology annotation, molecular function: actin binding; small GTPase binding; myosin binding. Bases 181 to 1947 code for a protein of 588 amino acids. Gene Ontology annotation, biological process: intracellular protein transport. Lineage: Eukaryota; Metazoa; Chordata; Mammalia; Rodentia; Muridae. The record is from RefSeq and is a predicted model, not a curated record.
CAGCUGCCUGGCUCCCUGCACACCGAUCAGUCUAGCUCAGUGCACCCUGACCGGACUGGAGCUUGGGGUUUGUCACUCAGAACCUAAGAGCAACGAGCAGAGCCCAGGACUCCUGGAGCCAGAGCCAGGGGCUGAGCGUCCCCGGGAGAGAAACUGGUGUGGCCUGGAUGAGGCGCAGAGAUGGGGAAAAAGCUGGACCUUUCCAAACUCACAGAUGAGGAAGCCGAGCAUGUGUGGGCCGUGGUUCAGCGGGACUUCGACCUCAGGAGGCGAGAAGAAGAAAGACUCAAGGGGCUGAAAGGCAAGAUACAAAAGGAGAGUUCCAAGAGGGAGCUGCUGUUGGACACAGCCCAUCUGAACGAGACCCACUGUGCCCGCUGCCUGCAGCCCUACCGGCUCCUCGUGAACAGCAGGCGGCAGUGUCUAGAGUGCAACCUUUUUGUCUGCAAAAGCUGCAGCCACACCCACCCAGAAGAGCAGGGCUGGCUCUGCGACCCCUGCCACUUGGCCAGAGUUGUGAAGACUGGCUCCCUGGAGUGGUACUACCAGCACGUGCGAGCUCGCUUCAAGCAUUUCGGGAGUGCCAAAGUGAUCCGGUCCCUCUGUGGGCGGCUGCAGGGCGGAGGUGGAUCUGAACCAAGCUUGGAAGAGGAGAGUGGAGACAGUGAGCAGACAGAUGAGGAUGGAGACCUGGACUCCGAAGCCCGGGCCCAGCCCAUCAACAGCAAAAAGAAAAAGCGCCUGCUCUCCUUCCAAGACGUGGACUUUGAGGAAGACUCAGAUCACUCUCUGCAGCCUUGCAGCCACAGCCAGGGCCUUUCCUCAGUCCCUGAGUCUACACACAGCCUGCAGUCCCUCUCAGGUGAGCCGUACUCUGAGGACACCACCUCUCUGGAGCCCGAGGGGCUAGAAGAGGCUGGUGCAGGGGCUGUGGAGUGUCACCCUGGUCCAGGAGAGCAAUCAUACAGCCCUUUACCCUCCGGAGAGGAUGCUCACACUGAACUGGACGAGCCCGGGGCAUCCUGCAAGAGAGCCCUGAGGACCACAGCUAUGCCUGGGAUAGAUGAUGUCAGGGGCAAACAGUUCCCCUCACAGUACCUGGCUGAUGUGGAUACCUCUGAUGAAGACAGUCUUCAGGGUUUCAGGGCGGCCUCCCAGCAUGCCAAGCGGAGGGCCCGGGCUAUGCCUGAAACUCAGAUCUUGGAGUUGAACAAACGAGUGUCGGCUGUGGAGCACAUGCUGGUCCACCUGGAAAACGCAGUCCUGCCGCCCUCCGCCCAGGAACCAGCUAUGGAAUCACACCCCAGCGCUGAUACAGAGGAGGAGAUGCUCAGGCAGAGGCUGCAAGAGCUCACCAGCAACAUCAGUGAUCCGGGGACCUCGUCAGAAGAUGAGGCCAAGCCGGACACUCUCCACACGGUGUCCCCAGAGGUAUGCACAGACACAGGGCACGCGGAGACACAGGAAAGAAGCCCUCAGGGCCCUGGGAGCCCUACUCGGGCUACAAAGAGCCCAGAUGAAGAGCUGUCCGAGAUGGAGGACAGAGUCGCCAUGACGGCCUCUGAGGUUCAGCAAGCUGAGAGUGAGGUCUCAGACAUCGAGUCCAGGAUUGCAGCUCUGAGGGCAGCAGGACUCACAGUGAAACCUUCAGCAAAGCCUCGGAGAAAGUCAGGCAUCCCAAUCUUUCUUCCCCGGCUUACUGAGAAACUUGACAGGAUCCCAAAAGAUCCACCUGCAGACCCUGAAGACCAAGCCAGCACAUCCGAGGCAACAGCGGUGCCCAAUCUCCUGAGGAGGAAGUAUUCUCCCAGCAGUCAAGGCAUAGAAGGUGGUUCUUUUGACCGGAAGUCAGUGUACCGUGGCUCACUGACACAGAGGAACCCUAACGGGAAGAGAGGGACAACCAGCCACGUCUUUGCGAAACCCGUGAUGGCCCAGCAGCCUUAGGGGGGCUCACGGGCACAGGAUGGUACCACAGAGUGCCCCCACGCUGUUUCCUUCACACGGCCAUUGCACCCCACGGGCUCUGUGCUUCUCCAUGCUCACAGCUGCUUGUCAUCUUCACCCCAGUGAGAAGUAAGAAGAACUUCCUGUGUGUGCCCACCUGUGAGCAGGCAGGUGUCACCAGAGCCAGGCCACCUGCCAGCCUGACCCGGGAGAUACAGACGAUGUGACUCAGUUCCCUGACUGCCAGAGGAUACUCAGACACCCUCUCCCUACGAUCCUUCAACCCUGUGUCUAGGCUCUGCUGAGCUGUCUUCACAGAUGGAAUGGAAAGAGAUGGUUCCGUGGAGGCCCUGAGCAUGUAUGCAUUCCUGACUGCUCAGGAAAGAGGCAGAUGCAAGCGUGUCUGUGGGUAUGAUGGCGAAUGAGGAGGAGGAGAAUCCUCACCCCUCCCCGCCACAGACCUUGUUCUUCAUUUGUCCUUGUUGGGUCACAGACAGGAGCAAAUAACACUGAUCACCCCACACCCCAGCAUUUCCAGUGCCAUAACCACGUGGCACCCUCAGUGCCACACUGAAACCAAACCUCUAUCACAGACUUCUGAGGUACAUUACAUAGAGACCUCACUUUUUAGACAGUUCGUGCUUCAAGUGCAGGUUUCUAGCCCACACAGAUGACCGAUUUGGGUUUUAUCAAGAAUUCAGAUCUUCCAAAGCCAAGUGUGUCAGAGCCAGACUUACUGAUGACUGCAGAGUCGGCCCUUCACAGCCACCCCACCACUACAGGGAGGGAGGGAGAGGGCUCCUCCACUUCAGGCUGCCUCUUUCCCAUCAGCUUCUAUCAUGUUCCAAGAGUCCAGAGAACACGCAGGCCAGAGUCACAAACAUACGAGUGUCUUCUGAGAAUUAACUCCAGGAAGAAACCUCUCACUCCUCCACAGAGAAGCUCCACAGUUGUUUCCUGUGUCCUAGCAAAGUGCCGCAAAACAAGCUAAUCGUGACCACAGGAAAUGUGUCCUCCUAAGUGUCAGAGGACAAAGGUCCAGUCAAGGAGUCAGUAGGACCUGCAGUUCUGAGGGGUGGGUGCCUCUGCCUGCUCCUGGGGACAGUCACAAAGAUAGACACAGCAGGGUGUUCCAUAUGAUUGCUGUAUGAACAGAGACAUGUGUGCUGAGAGUUGCAGUCAUCCCAGUUCACCUUGGCUUCAGGUCGUGAACUUACUGUCCCCGUCCUCGCCUUCAUGUCUCCUGGCCUUGUAUGUCUCCGAAUGGCUGUCCUCUUCUCAGGACAGCCUUCGUUGAAUGCCAGUCCACCCUUACCCAGUAUGACUGCCUCAGUCAAUAUGCUUGCAAAGACCCUAUUUCCACAGAUGAUUGUUUCCUGAGGUUCUAGAUGGGUGUGAACUGGGGAGAUACUGUCUGACCCACUACACAUCGUGAGAGUUCAAAGACCUCAAAACUUUGCAGUGUACCCCAAAUAGAAGGGUCCUCAUCGCUCUGAUGAAAGCCUGAGGAAGGCCAGUGGGUGGGCACUGUCCAGGGAGUCCUAUUCAAGCGGGGCUCCCUUCACUGCAAGGAACAGAAAUCCACUCACCUAGGACUGUGGGAAAGGCACAGAGCUUUCUCCUGCAGCCCAGGGACACAAAUGAUCCCAGGGAAGGGAUACAGGUGAUAGGGACACAGGCUCUGCCUCCCCAUGUAACCCUGCUCAUGGGGACUCCCUGAUCUCCUGUCAACCCUCGGUGCAACCCACUUCUCAGCUCUAAGGUACCCGGGUGAGGCCUGCAGCUCUGUGGGGUGCUACAACAGCAGUACAGGCCACACCUCACCUGCACUCUGCCACCUGCCUCUGGAACAUCUCCAGCCCAGCCAAAGCAUCCCUCAAGUCCGCACACCCUUUUCCUGGUGUCAUCACGUAUUGGUGAGGAGGCUAGGCUGAGGACCAAAAUCCUUGUGCUGCCUCCCACGCUGCCUGCUGGCUCCCAGAGGGACAAUAUAUCCAUACUACACUUUGAUGAAGCUACUUUACUAGAAGUAAAAUUCUACACAGAAAGUGGGGGGGGGGACCCACAAUAAUAUUCAGGGUACUCACUCCAGCUCCCAAAGUCUCACAGCAGUCCCCUUGGGCCCUAGGACUGAGCCACAUCUGUUUCCCAUAGGACCCACCUCCAAGACAGAAGCAUGCUCCACCAUGGCAGUUGUCACCGGGGUGGGAGGCCAGAUUUUCACCAUUGCUAAUGCCUGAGCUAGCCACAGACAGAACCAAGGCGCCAAGCAAAUGUUCACAGCUCCCAUGAGCCUAAUCUUUAGGCUAUGCCUACCUCCUUAUAGAGUAUUCUAUCAUAUCCACCUCUUACCAGAUCUCCCAAGGAGCCCUCUGACCAGAGAGCCCUUCUCCAAGGAUGAGGCGGACAGCCAUGCUUGAGAAAAUAGGGGUUGCAUUGACCAAGUACCCAAAGAGUAAAGCGGCAGCCUGAAGCUCUUCCUGCAAGUCUGGCACCAGGUGGCUAGGAAAUGGCAAUCCCAGGGAGUACACACGCUCUGCCUCUUCUCUGCCAUAGUUCCUUCAAGAACGUUCUAUUGCACGUAAAUAGUAGUUCAUAUCAUCUGUAACAAUUGACAUGGUCCACGUUAAAUGGCAGAUUACUGCAAAUACUGCAUAGUUAUUUUCAACAGCGUAGACCUACAGAUAUUUUAACAAUUCCAGGAGAUAAUGAAAAAAGAACGAGGUUCAACACCCGCAAGCAGGCUGAGUCUACCCAGAAGGCUUAGGAGACUCACCAAGAGUAAAAACCCACAGUGAAAACACUGACCUUUUCACAAUAUCUGGGCUCUCUUCUCUAUUUUUUGUGUGCACCAAUUUCUUUCUCAUUGCAUAUAAAUUGAUUUUACAGACAAAU